Messenger RNA from Falco peregrinus (peregrine falcon), 941 nucleotides. It is a transcript of the gene POLR2H, whose product is annotated as RNA polymerase II, I and III subunit H. The record is from RefSeq and is a predicted model, not a curated record. Gene Ontology annotation, biological process: DNA-templated transcription. Gene Ontology annotation, molecular function: DNA-directed RNA polymerase activity. Gene Ontology annotation, cellular component: RNA polymerase I complex; RNA polymerase III complex; RNA polymerase II, core complex. Bases 87 to 539 code for a protein of 150 amino acids. The transcript is spliced from 5 exons. NCBI's taxonomy places the organism in Eukaryota, Metazoa, Chordata, Aves, Falconiformes, Falconidae.
GGGCGCUUUGCUGGCCGAGGGGCGGUGGAAGUGAGGGCGCGUCAUCGGCCGGCGCCUGGCGGGAGCAGGUACGUGGAGGCGCCGCCAUGGCCGGGAUACUCUUCGAGGACAUCUUCGACGUGAAGGACAUCGACCCCGAGGGCAAGAAGUUCGACCGUGUGUCCCGCCUGCACUGUGAGAGUGAGUCCUUCAAGAUGGACCUCAUCUUGGACGUGAACAUCCAGAUCUACCCUGUGGACCUCGGGGACAAAUUCCGCCUGGUCAUUGCCAGCACCUUGUAUGAAGAUGGCACCCUGGAUGAUGGCGAGUAUAACCCCACGGACGACAGGCCGUCCAGGGCAGACCAGUUCGAGUACGUGAUGUAUGGCAAGGUGUACAGGAUUGAAGGGGAUGAGACCUCCACGGAAGCAGCCACGCGCCUCUCUGCCUAUGUGUCUUAUGGGGGGCUGCUUAUGCGGCUGCAGGGAGACGCAAACAAUCUGCAUGGUUUUGAAGUGGAUUCUCGAGUUUACCUGCUGAUGAAGAAGCUGGCCUUCUAGGAAACCUGCCUCUGUGGGCUGCCCCAAAGACAUUCUGCUGGCAAGCAAACAGGAGCCCUGUGACCCCAAAUCCAGCAGGAUGUCCCAGAGCUGGGGAGGAGGGAGAAGUCCCCUCUUCAUCCCAGCUUCUUCUGACUCCUGCUGGGAUCCGCAACCGCCUCUUACAAGGAGAGAGGUGCCUGAUGGCCAAGUGGAGACUGCUGUGUGCUCCGCAGUCCUGCCUGCUGGGAGUCUCUUCACCUCUGCCAUCCCGUGCUUCAACAGCAGGAUCAGCCCUGGCUCUGGCCAGGGCAGCUGGACUGGGACAACUGCCUGUCUGCCUCGAGGCUGGGGACCGUUUCCUAAGGAGCCAUCCUGAGGCAGGCCAGGCUUGUUCUUCAUUAAACUAGGAUGCAUUUUCUA